Messenger RNA from Spinacia oleracea (spinach), 939 nucleotides. RefSeq lists its product as uncharacterized. The record is from RefSeq and is a predicted model, not a curated record. The transcript is spliced from 7 exons. Bases 1 to 939 code for a protein of 312 amino acids. Lineage: Eukaryota; Viridiplantae; Streptophyta; Magnoliopsida; Caryophyllales; Amaranthaceae.
AUGGCACAAGCUAUCGCGAUGAUCAAGGACAUAAAUCCUACUGCGGAAAAUUUGACACUACAAGUUAGAGUUGUUCUUUUAUGGAAAAUGGCGUCAUUCAAAAAUCUGGAGGAUGUUUACUCUAUUGACAUGGUGUUGUUAGAUGCAAACUUUGGGAAUGGAGGAAAGACUUCAUCAGAAAUGGUGACUCAACUAAGUAGUCAUACCUCUCAAAAAAAUGAAACUGAAUUCCUAAAAAAAUAUGAGAGUAAGCAUGUUAAUGAGAUACGUGAGACACAAGAGGUAUGUUAUUGUGUGACACUAGCUGUGAUCGACUCUAUAGACUCUGAAAAUGGGUGGUUCUACCUCGCAUGUAAGAAAGAUUAUAAAAAAGUUCAAGAGAUGAAUGAUGAUGCGGGCCUUUUCCAACAAAUUCGGGUUGUUGAUGAUUCUGGAAGUGCAUCAUUUGUUUUAUUUGAUCGUGACGUGGUGCAUAUCUUGGGUAAAUCUGCGUUAUCCAUAAGGGAAUAUCAGGCACAGAAAGGCAAUUCAGAUUCAUUUCCUAAAGAUUUAGAUGAACUUUUGGAAAGGAAGUAUUUGUUUAAGAUUAGGAUUACAGAUUAUAAUCUUAAGCAAAAUUGUCCAAUAUUCACAGUCACGAAAAUCUCUGAUAAUGAAAACCUCAUAAAGUCCUUCCAAGAUGCUAAUACUCCUGAAAAGCAGCUUGAGCACCAGGAAAUUGAUGUUACUUCAAAGACUUUGAAUGCCGGAGAGAACACUAUCACCAUACACAGUGAGGACAUGGACGACAACUGGUCCAAUAGUUGUAUCACUCCAAACCAAAAAAGAAGUUCCAAAGAUUUUGAAGACGAUGGGAAUCAUACAUCUACUGAGCAUUCUUCAAAUAAGUACCAGCGAAUUAUUUCGAUUAAACAAGAAAAAGACACCGCGGAUAACUAG